AUGGUUGUGCUAAAGGACGGCAGACGUUUCCAUCCCGACAUGAUUAUUGGUGCAGACGGACUUUGGUCUACAAUGCGGGAGUUCAUUAUGGAUGGGCCAUCUCCACCUCUGGAAACAGGUGAUUUGGCGUAUCGUGGCAUGUUUUCGCUCCAAGAGCUCACUGUGUUAAACGACCCAGAUGUCGAGAAGCUUGUUGCAGCAUCUGAUGUUCAGGUCUGGAUGGGGCCGGAGAAACAUGUUGCGUUUUACCCCAUCAGAAAUAAAACAGAAUUCAAUUUGGUAUUACUGCAAGUCACUUCACCGCAGAUAAUGCCAAAGCCCUCAGUUGACAGAGUCCAGUUGUCCAGAUGA
Molecule: messenger RNA, 351 nt
Organism: Penicillium roqueforti
Lineage: Eukaryota; Fungi; Ascomycota; Eurotiomycetes; Eurotiales; Aspergillaceae
Exons: 2
Coding region: 1-351 (116 amino acids)
Biological process (GO): secondary metabolite biosynthetic process
Molecular function (GO): monooxygenase activity
Source: RefSeq, a predicted model, not a curated record